AUGCCUGACCCAGCGAAGGAGAAUGAUCUCAAGGCGUACAACAGUAUCGAGCUUUGGAUGGAGGCCGAAGGAAAGCGCUUGACGGAGCAUGUGAUUAGCUUUGAUAAGCGUACUAGGAUCCACCGGAACUGCCUGUACGCUCCUCUAGACGUGGACCUGAACAUAUAUCUCGCUGUACGGUCCAAAGGUCCAGUCAAGAGCGACCUGGCCGUCGAGAGGGGGAAUCAUCAUGUGCUCCAGAUCUCCCACUUCUUCAACCUCGAGAAUGGGGACACCUCAAAGUUCCCCUUCCACAUAGGCAGCAUCGCAGCGAGCAACAACGCCAUGCUCCCUCCUCUAUCAGAGGAAGUAGGGGAAAUCAAGAUCGACGUCUACAAAGCGUCGCUGGUGAAGAGCAACAGGGGUACAAAGUCGAGCGAGAGGACUUCAUUGCCGGCUAUUACGGCGCAUGUGACCGAGCUAGGUGGCACCUCUUGCUGCAUCCGAGCAAGUCCCGCUGAGCCCUGCACCAACGACGAGAUGAAGAGCAUAUACCGGCCGAGCGAGCCGUACAAGGCGGACGAUGCCAAGCCCUUGAUCUCGUUCGUUUACGAGUACCAUGAGCGUAUGGACGAUGCUGGGGGCGCAGACACCAAAGCAGGCAUCACCGAAGCGCUGGGGAAGCGAGUUCGACGCGGAGAAGAGGGGGUAGUGCAGGAGUUGAGGACAGAAGUGGGCGAGCUCAGGCAGGAGAUGAAGGAGAUGCACGGUGUCCUGAAGGGGCUAGCCAAGGGCGACAAGAGAGGCCGGAAGCGACUACGAGGCCUGGACCCUCGGCUGUACAGCGACGACGAGGUAGUCGACGUCGAUGAUCUCGAGUCGCGCCACUCGACGCACACGCCAGAGCUAGGCGGAGGGGGUCCGCUGAGCGCGAUAGACGGGGAUGAUGGAAGGCCGAGGCGGAGAGGGCGGAGAGAGGGUACCAAGAGGGAGCCGACUUGA
This is a messenger RNA of Dioszegia hungarica, 981 nucleotides long. RefSeq lists its product as uncharacterized. The record is from RefSeq and is a predicted model, not a curated record. The transcript is spliced from 10 exons. Lineage: Eukaryota; Fungi; Basidiomycota; Tremellomycetes; Tremellales; Bulleribasidiaceae. The coding region runs from base 1 to 981 and encodes 326 amino acids.